Pleuronectes platessa (European plaice) is the source of this 2591-nucleotide messenger RNA. It is a transcript of the gene mef2d, whose product is annotated as myocyte enhancer factor 2d. Gene Ontology annotation, molecular function: RNA polymerase II cis-regulatory region sequence-specific DNA binding; protein dimerization activity; DNA-binding transcription factor activity, RNA polymerase II-specific. The record is from RefSeq and is a predicted model, not a curated record. NCBI's taxonomy places the organism in Eukaryota, Metazoa, Chordata, Actinopteri, Pleuronectiformes, Pleuronectidae. Bases 490 to 954 code for a protein of 154 amino acids. Gene Ontology annotation, biological process: cell differentiation; positive regulation of transcription by RNA polymerase II. The transcript is spliced from 4 exons.
GUUCCACUGGAUCAGGAAGGUUCUGCUGCGAGGCGGCGCGGAGAGUUACACUGCGCCUUUGAUCACAGCCCGCGAGCGCUUUGAUCCGACCCAGUGACGCUGGUCCGCGGCGUCAUCACACAGAUGUGGACCCGCUGCUCCGGAGCUGCCCAGCCGAGGUGAAGGGGAGGGCAGAGGAUCCCAGUUCAGCCUGAGUGUGGAUGACCUGCUGUGGGAAACACGACCAUGAUCUGAAGAGGGCGCCGCACACCGAACCCCGUUUCUCCUCUCCUCCUUCUCCCUCUUUUUCUUUUUUUGGGGGUUUUGUUUUUCAUUCUACCCGGUGACAGCCUCUCGGCCCGGUCGCCUCCGACAGAGUCCGCGUGCACGGAGAGAAAAAACUGAUCCCAGGCUUCAGGAGGAGGAAGACACACAACACAACACUCACCUGUGACCUCUGACCUCUGACCUCACCGCUUCCCCUGCUCCUCCCACCGCAACACCGCAAACAUGGGGAGGAAAAAGAUUCAGAUCCAGAGGAUCACGGACGAGCGCAACAGACAGGUGACGUUCACCAAGCGGAAGUUCGGUCUGAUGAAGAAGGCGUACGAGCUGAGCGUCCUGUGCGACUGUGAGAUCGCCCUCAUCAUCUUCAACCACUCCAACAAGCUGUUCCAGUACGCCAGCACCGACAUGGACAAGGUCCUGCUCAAGUACACCGAGUACAACGAGCCGCACGAGAGCCGGACCAACGCCGACAUCAUCGAGAUUGUUCACACCGUCAUUACCCAGAAACCUCUACAACAGCAUCAAGCCAAAGAACGACACCUCGAGCCGAUUCCACCUCGGCACAAAAUGGCCACCGGAGAGAGGAAGAGCCUUCCGAGGAAAACACAAUGUUUGUUGGUUUGCAUAUGGAGUGGAAGAGGGGUCAGCGCUGGGGUUAGCAGAGAGGCUGUGAGGGCAAACGUGUAGUUCUGUUUUCAUGUUGCAGUAAUAAGAAGAAUCAUUUUUUCCCUCACGUCUUUGCUCCCUGUGGGAACAAGCUUCUCUGGAGCUCGUCAGGCGAGCGCGGAGCACAUUCACACGCCUUGCUGACCCUUUUAUUCAUAAUGGCCCUCUCAUGAAUUGAACACGAGAUGGUUGGGUAUGAUUCAGCGAGCCGUGCACGCUGCAGCGCGGCACUUAGGCUUCAUAUGGAGCGUCGACUUAAAGCUGCUUCUACACGUACAGCUGCAGGAGCUGAGCAGCGCUCGGCCUCAGACGCUGUCAACACGAGUCCUGGAGAAUUUUCUGUUUUGUCUAAUUGGCCACAUUAUUUAGGAAAACGUGUGUUAGCGGGGGCCACUGUCAUAUUACAUGUCGGCAAUAAUGUAAAAUGCUGUUAUCAGCUGCUUCUGCACCAUCACCUGCUGAAUAAUUCAACCUCUCACUCUUUAUUUACUCCUCAUAAGAACAAGGCAAUAACGACUGGCUGUGUCCCAGGAGAGGUGACCUUUGACCCUGGAUGACGAGCUUUGCUUCCCACUCUCAGGCUUCUUUUUGUAAAUUAAAUCUUGUUAUUGGAAGAAGCCCAGAGGCUUCAGAUAUUGUUUGGUUCAACCUGAGAACUUCUUCUGACCUCUGACCUCUUACUGCUGGUGUGAGCCUUCUUUCUCUUGUUUGAAGCUACACACACACACACACACACACACACACACGCACACACACACACACUCCUGUAAAUCGGUUGCUAGCUGGUGUAAUGAUGCUUCCUGACCCAGCUGAGCGCAGGGAGGCUGUAUAACGACAUCAUAUCCUGUCACUAAGCUCUGAUCCUUCCUCCUUCCUGCUCUGACCAGGUUCUUCUGUUCAGUUCAGCAGCACAAGAAGCAAACAGCUUUUUUUACCAGUCCUCAAUCUGAAAUGUAUUCACUCUCCUUAGAGAAGCUGCUUCAAGGAUGAGGAGUCUUCAAAAUGUCACAGAGCAGCUGAGAUGUUGGAUUCGUCCAAUCAGGACUCGAGUCUAAUAAUCACAGGAAGUGUCUGUGAAGCAGUUUGGGGUUCGUGUGAGCUGAAGGCAACAUGGAGGCUGUCGUAUUCUUCACCUCCACCUCGCUCUGCCUCUUUCCAUCCUUCCUCUCACUCUGCACUCGCUCUCUCCUUCCUCCUAAUCUCCAGAUUCUCUUGGUCACGACAGUUUUCACUUCUUCCCUUUCUCUUCCUGUCCGUCUCAGAGUGUCAGCAGUAAAGCUCUUUCUCUAGGCUGUAUCUCCAGCUGCAGAUGGCUCUGGUGUGUGUGUGUGUCUGUGUGUGUGUGUGUGUUUUUGUGUGUGUGCGUGUGGCAGGGCGUCGGGCUGCUCCAGGCCACAUCAGCUCAAGCUCCACUGGCCCUGUUUGUGUGCGUACAUGUGUUUGUGUUUUCAAGUGUGUCACUCUGUCUCUUUCUUUCUCUUAAUGUGUGUGUGUGUGUGUGCGCGUGUGUGUGUGUGUCUCUUAGUUUGCACGCUCUGCAGUGGCCCAUGAGAACGCCUCAUACAAUAUUCAGGCCUGGUGAGCCUCUCGGUUGUGUGUCAGCCUCUGUGUGUGUGUGUGUGUGUGUGUGUCCUACAUGGGAACUUCUCUACUAUAGC